AUGAUCAUAUCACAGCGUUUUGGCUCGCAGAUUAUGUCCAGUCGUCGGCAAGUUAAAACCGCGUGCCAGCGCUGCCGCCAGAAACGAGAAAAGUGCAACGGAGAACAGCCCUGCAAGCGAUGCGAGCGACAGGGCGAAAUCUGCGAGUACAAGCGCUGCGAAAGGGUAUCAAAGAGCGAACUGCGCGCUGAGAUUGGAAGACUGAGGCAGCGUCUGGAAGAUGCCAAGUCGCAGCGGGCUCAGGACCAGGGCAGCAGCGCCACGACGAACGAUAGCGCCGCGCUGCAGGGCUGUUUCGAUGCCGUCAAAUGGUCUAAUUUGGAGAAGGGUCCUUUUGUGCUGCCGGGAGGGGAUCGAGCCGCAUUCUUGUCUGGUUCGAUGUCAGGAGGGAUCCCGCUGACAGCUUCGUCCUGCUUUGACCAGCUGCUCUCCUGGCGAUCUUGCCAUCCUACGUUCCAGCAGAGUAACGCGUCGGCGUCAUCUUCAUGGCCACCCUCAUAUCGUGAGCUGUCACUUCCAUUGGCACCGCUUGAUGCAUAUGCGACGCUGGCGCAGACAGACAGGUGGACGCAGGUAGGGUGGACUUGCGCACACAUCCGGCACUUGUUCGACGUCGUUUUCACUUGGGACAGUGUCUCUUUUUAUAUUCUGCGCAAGAACGAGUUUCUGCAAGACUAUGAUGCCGGUUCUUCCCGCUUUUGCUCCUCAGCUUUGGUACACGCAUUAUUGGCGCUCUCUACGAGGCUGGCCAACGAGAGAGAGGAUGACUCCUACCAUUUGCCCUCUGGCUGGCUCGGAAGCAAGUAUUUCCUGCGCAAGGCCAAAGCUCUGCUUCUAGAACAAGGAUCGGGCCAGAGCUUGCCGGACAUUCAGUCUCUGGGUAUACUGGCCCUUUAUCACAUUCGAUGUGGCCCCGAGAACGAAGCAAGAGAGCUGGCCGAAUUGUGCACCGCGGGCAUCCGCUCAUUGUGCCUUAGAGAGUGCGAUGUAAGUGAAUUGGAUGAGCUAUAUGUCAAGGUUCGAGUGACAACGUACGAUGGCGCAAUAUCGCUUCUUAGGAUGUUUGAUCUGACCACUGGGGUGCUGUUCAACGAAGCUGGAAGCACUUUGGAAGAUUCCUUGAUACUGGACCAACUCCCAUGCAAUGAUGCAGGAGCAGGUACAAUGCGUCCAGAUCUUUCUACUGCGAUAAACUUCCAGCCUGAAAACCCCCACGAUCUCAUUGCCAAAAUGUUUCAGCUCACAGAACUGGUGUACAAGGUCAUCGUUGCGAAACGAAGAGCCUCUCCAUCGAUAAAACGGUACAUCAUUGCAACAUACCACAAAUGUCUCGAGUGGUACCGCGAGAUAUUCGAGCUCGUUGGAAACGGCAGCAGCCGGAGUCCAUUUAUUCUCUUUAUUCACAUGUACUACCAUUUUUGUAUUCUCUGCACCUUUCGACCAAUUGUCGGUUUCGACUUUGCCUCUUCUGAGGUCCAGCCUCACGAGGUGUGUGUGCAAGCCGUACAGUCUAUCAUUACCCUUGCCCAGUCCUAUGACGAUCUCUUUACACUACAGCGCGUGCCAGCUUUGGUCCCGUACUUUGUAUGCGCUUCUGGACUCUUUGGCCUCGCUAUCGAAGAUAGAAAAGCAGACAUGGACUUUGUACAACUGCGUCCCAUGGCAGCAAUCAGUCCGCAGCAACCCCAUCCAUCAAACUUGCAAGUAGGCGGCUUCUUCCCUCCCGAGACGACAGCACCGUUACAGAUAAAAGUUUCGACGGUGGUCCAGGCCCGGCUUUUGCUGUCAAGAAUGGGCGCAAGUCACCCUGCGGCGGCAGUAGCCAAAAAGAAACUCAACCAAAGUCUAACAGCUUGGCGGCGGCGGUCAGGAGGAGCUGGGUCUGACUGA
Molecule: messenger RNA, 1890 nt
Organism: Beauveria bassiana ARSEF 2860
Lineage: Eukaryota; Fungi; Ascomycota; Sordariomycetes; Hypocreales; Cordycipitaceae
Product: nitrate assimilation regulatory protein nirA
Exons: 5
Coding region: 1-1890 (629 amino acids)
Biological process (GO): regulation of DNA-templated transcription
Molecular function (GO): zinc ion binding; DNA-binding transcription factor activity, RNA polymerase II-specific
Source: RefSeq, a predicted model, not a curated record